Dermacentor andersoni is the source of this 519-nucleotide messenger RNA. The record is from RefSeq and is a predicted model, not a curated record. Lineage: Eukaryota; Metazoa; Arthropoda; Arachnida; Ixodida; Ixodidae.
AUGCGUAACGGCAAGUCCUGGGGCAUGCCAAAACACCUCCUCAACGAGGGCAACACCAGAUCCAGCCAGAGACAUACGCUCGCCAGAGCCCUGCAGGAAGCUACCACAUCCUGUUCCGGGGACGAGCUGGUUACCAAGCUCAUGGAGAAGUUCCUGGUCGUAAAGCAUAGAGAGGAGGACGUCCGGUUUCCAGACUACCUCGACCCAACCCGUCCGGAAUUGGACGAAUACUUCACCGUGGGGGAAAUUAGACAAGCCAUUUUUGCGUUUAACGGCAAGUGUGCGCCAGGUGCCAACAGAAUCACCAACAGGAUGCUGCGGAACCUUGAAGACCAUUCGAUCGGAAACCUCACCGAGAAGACCAACGAUACGUGGAAAAAUGGCAGCGUCCCAGAGCAAUGGAAGACCGCCAACGUCGUCCUGAUCCCUCAACCCGGCAGGGCUCCCAACGUGGACAGCCUCCGACCCAUCACUCUCACCUCCUGCGUCGGGAAAGUAGUCGCAAGGCAAGUGCAUUGA